Molecule: messenger RNA, 642 nt
Organism: Triticum turgidum subsp. durum (durum wheat)
Lineage: Eukaryota; Viridiplantae; Streptophyta; Magnoliopsida; Poales; Poaceae
Source: the annotation of a GenBank genome assembly
AUGGCUGCGGCUGCUCCCACCCAGGCUCCGGCCAUGACCCUGCCGGCCGCCAUGGCCGCCAAGGUGGCGCCCGCCCCCGCCGGCGACCGCAAGGUGGUGCCGCUGAUGACCGACGCCGACGAGGUCGUCGUCCAGGUCCAGGUCCAGGCCGAGCUGCACGUGCUCGCCGUCGACGACAGCGUCGUCGACCGCGCCGUCAUCGCCAAGAUCCUCCGCAGCUCAAAAUACAGAGGUGAGAAAUCGAAUCAGUCCCAAUCCAAUCAAGCCGCGCUCCGGCGAUUCUUCAAGAAAUUGGACGGCCGCUCGAUCCAUCCUCGUUGUAUAUGUUCUAACCUGCCUUUCUUCUGUGCUGCAGUGACCACCGUGGACUCAGCGACGCGGGCGCUGGAGCUGCUGGGCCUGGGGCUCAUCACGGACGUGAACAUGAUCAUCACCGACUAUUGGAUGCCCGGCAUGACCGGGUACGAGCUGCUGAAGCGCGUCAAGGAGUCGUCGGAGCUCCGGGAGAUCCCCGUGGUGAUCAUGUCGUCGGAGAACGUGCCCAACCGCAUCACCCGCUGCCUCGAGGAGGGCGCCGAGGACUUCCUCCUCAAGCCCGUCCGCCCCUCCGACGUCUCCCGCCUCUGCAACCGCAUCCGGUGA